GCAGCAGCAGCAGCAGCAGCAGAAGAAGAAGAAUGAGGAGUAGAGCAGCAUCCCUGUCGAAGGAAAUGGUCUGGCAAGUGAUGCUGCUUCAACUUGUAUGGCUAUCCUCAGCAUUUGCCGCACCCACAGCUCGGCCGGGAUGCCCGUCGGAAUGCGGUGGCGUCAAUAUUCCCUACCCCUUCGGCACCAUUGACAACUGCUACUACAAUGGUUUUGACAUCACUUGCAACGAGACGCUCCAUCCACCUAAACCAUUCCUUGGCGAUGGCAACAUAGAGGUGGUGGAUAUCACCCUCGACGGCCUGGUGAAAGUCAAACAUUAUAUUGCUCACGACUGUUACGAUAGUCAGCAAAACAAUAUCCGGAGAAACAGCCCACAAAUAAGACUGGGGACGCAAAGGCCCUAUAGGUUUUCCGACGCCCAAAACAAGUUUGUGGCCAUCGGCUGCGACACCAUCGGCUACCUCAUCGACGAGGGUGGCACGUUCUCGAGCGGGUGCAUCUCUCGCUGCAGCAACAUGACCUACGUGACCAAUGGGACUUGCUCUGGCAUCGGCUGCUGCGAGAUCAGUAUACCGAAGGGCUUCGGGACGUUUGACGUUAAGCUCAGGAGCUUUCACAAUCACGCCGACUGUUGGAGCUUCAGCCCUUGCAGCUAUGCCUUCUUGGCUGACAAAUCCUUUCAGUUCAAUACAUCAAAUUUCUUAGGCUACAAAGGCGUUAUCAUGACGGAGGUGACUCUGGAAUGGGCGGUGGGGAACAAGACGUGCGAAAAAGCUCGGCACGAGGAGGGCUUUGCAUGCAUCGCUGAGCACAGUGAAUGCUAUACAAGUGGCCGGGGAUACCGCUGCAAGUGCACCCAAGGCUACCGAGGGAACCCCUAUCUUCAAGACGGAUGCGAAGAUAUCGACGAGUGUCGACAGAGCAAUCAGUGCGUCAGAGAUUGCAUAAAUACGCCAGGAUCUUAUAGCUGUACUUGUCCCGGCCGAAAGAAUGUAACCGGAUGCACCGCUAUUCAAAAUAGAUUUCCACUUGUUGCAGAUGCUGGGUUUAGCUUCCUGUUUUUGAUUGCCAGCAUAUCUUGGUUGUACUGGACUUUAAGUAAAAGGAGACUCGUCAAGCUCAAGGAGAAGUUCUUCCGACAAAAUGGCGGUCUUCUGCUACAACUUCAGAUCUCUUCAUUAGGAAGCAGCGGUGGUGAUGAUUCCACCACGAAGAUAUUUACCUCGGAGGGGCUCCAAAGUGCAACCAACAACUAUGAUGAGGAUUGUAUCGUUGGCCGGGGAGGCUCUGGAACGGUAUAUAAAGGGAUCUUAUCCGACCAUAGAGUGGUCGCAAUUAAGAGAUCUAAGAUUGCUUCCAAGGGUGAAAUCGAGCAGUUCAUAAAUGAAGUCGUUCUCCUCUCCAGUAUCAACCAUAGAAACGUGGUGAAGCUCUUGGGGUGUUGCCUGAAGACUCAAGUACCCUUGCUGGUGUCUGAAUUUAUGUCCAAUGGAACCCUAUCUCACCACAUCCAUGAUGAAGACCGUAGAGGCUCGUUAUCCUUGGAUAAUAGGAUAAGGAUCGCCACGGAAACAGCUGAAGCAUUGGCCUACCUUCACUCCUCGACUUCCACUCCGAUCAUCCAUAGAGAUGUGAAGUCCACCAACAUCCUCUUAGAUGACAACUUCACAGCUAAAGUUUCGGAUUUUGGUACUUCGCGGUUGGUUCCGUUUGAUCGGAACUGCCUUACUUCACUGGUGCGAGGAACAUUUGGGUACUUAGACCCAGAAUACUUUUAUUCCGGUCAGUUCACUGAUAAGAGUGAUGUCUAUAGCUUUGGGGUCGUACUUGUCGAGCUCUUGACAGGUGAGAAAGCUAUCUCGAUGAUUAAAUCUGAAGAAAAUAGAAAUCUUGUGAAACAUUUCGUUUCUUGCAUGAAGGAGGAUCGGCUUUCUGAGGUUCUCGAGGAUUGCAUCGUCUAUGAAGGAUCCACGGAGCUGGUGGUGGCGGUCGCUGAGCUCGCUGAGAGAUGCCUUAGAUUGAAUAGAGAGGAGAGGCCCACAAUGAAAAAGGUGGCAAUGGAGCUAGAGGGUUUGAGAAUGUCCGCGAAACACCCUUGGGUUAAAGAGAACAAUGAGGAGAUUGAACCUUUGUUGGCAGAGCCACAGUUAAGCGAGCUUGAAUUCUAUGGUGGCGAUGGUGAGUCUUCCUACAGUGGAUUGGCGCCAUUCAAUAUCAUGAGUUGAUUUUUUGAGGAAAGACGUAUUGUGAUCUAAUUACUGAAAGAAAAUU
Elaeis guineensis (African oil palm) is the source of this 2274-nucleotide messenger RNA. Its product is annotated as putative wall-associated receptor kinase-like 16. Gene Ontology annotation, molecular function: ATP binding; calcium ion binding; polysaccharide binding. Gene Ontology annotation, cellular component: plasma membrane. Lineage: Eukaryota; Viridiplantae; Streptophyta; Magnoliopsida; Arecales; Arecaceae. Gene Ontology annotation, biological process: cell surface receptor signaling pathway; protein phosphorylation. The record is from RefSeq and is a predicted model, not a curated record.